Molecule: messenger RNA, 2087 nt
Organism: Centruroides sculpturatus (bark scorpion)
Lineage: Eukaryota; Metazoa; Arthropoda; Arachnida; Scorpiones; Buthidae
Product: sodium- and chloride-dependent glycine transporter 1-like
Exons: 9
Biological process (GO): sodium ion transmembrane transport
Cellular component (GO): membrane
Source: RefSeq, a predicted model, not a curated record
UAUAGUGGCCAUGUAUUAGACAGAAAACCUAAUGAUUAUGGAUUUGGUCAACUAAAAUUUGAAGUUGCAUUUGAUCUCUGUAUAGUGUGGCUGAUUGUGUUUUUAUCAUUAUGUCGAGGCCCAAAAUCAUUGGGAAAGGUUGUUUUAAUUUUGGGUAUUAUGCCUUCUAUACUGUUACUUCUUGUCACUAUGAGAAUAAUAGAACAAUGGGGUGAAGGGAUUAUGGAAAUCCUUCCGUCUUCAUGGAAAGUUUCCAUGACUGAUUCUCAAGUAAGAAUUAUAAAAUAUUAUGAUCCUUUGCUUGCUCAAAUAUUAACAGCUUUAAUAUAUUUUGACAGAAACGUAGCUAUUUUAAGUGUUGCUUCAAUUUCAAUACUUUUAAUAGCAUCUUUGUUAUUUGCAAGUAUUAUGAAUAUUUUUCCUGCUAAUGGACUUAAUCUUCUUCCUACUUCUUAUGAAAGUGAAGAUUAUGUUAAAGUUCUUAAAAAGUUUCCAACUAUAAAACAUCAGAUGCAAAAUAUCUCAGUAAUAAAUUAUAUUGUUGGAAAUGGAUUUAUUAUUCCUAAACAAAGCAGAUUUACAAGUGGUUAUCAAGUAAUUCGAUUUGCUACUGAAGUUUUUCCAGCAUCAUUAGCAGUUGAAGGAAUACAGAGAAUAUCUUCAUUUUGGGCUAUUUGUUUUUAUGCAAUGAUGAUUCUUUUUGGGCUUGGUCAACAGAUUGUGUUGUGGAGCUGUGUUGUUGAAUCAUUUAUUUCUAUGAAAUAUAAAUUAUUAAAAUCAUGGCAGUCUACAAUAACGUUCAUCAUGUGCAAUAUUGCAUUUUUAUUAGGUUUACCAAUUACUUCUAAUAUUGGUAUUUAUAUAGUAUUUUUCAUGGACUUUUGCAUGGGAGCUUUAUGGUGGAUUAUAGCAUUAUAUAUGUCAAUGAUGGUCGCAGUCUUAUUUGUUAGAGGACAAAAAUAUGGAACAGAUAAAAUUAUUUUAAUGCUUUCUCAACAAACACCAAUUAAAGGUUGGAUUUUACCAGCCCUUACUUUUCAGUGGAAUGUCAUCUUACCAGUUUCCUUUCUGGUAUUAUUCAUUACAUUCCUACGUUCUAGUGAAUUUGAAGCAAAAUUUCCUUGGUCAGAACCUGUGGAAAAUUAUGCAUCAUGGUCUUUAUUAAUCAGAAGAUUGGCUGUCUGGUUUCAAGUAACACCUUUACUUCUUCUCUGUGUAUAUUGUGUUUACCAAGGAUUCUUAUAUUUAGUUCCAAAAUCGGAUCUAACAUUUUCUCAGAGAAUUCAAGCUUGGUGUUGUCCAGUCAUCGAAAUGGAAAUGCCUAUUGAAAGCGAAUCACAGAGUGAAUCGAGUACUAGUUCUCAAGGAGGUAUCAUUAAUAGUUGUUAUGUGGAUGAUCCUCCACCGAAAUACACACCGCCUCCUUCCUAUUCGACAGCCACUGCAAGAAUGAUGAUAAAGCAGCUUAAUCCGAGAAGUUCGGUUGAAAUAGAAAGCACGCUGAGAACGGCCAAUGUCAAUCUACAGAGAACGUUAGAUGGUUCAAUGUAAAUACCUUUUACUGAUGAAAUUUGCUGAUAGUGCAGCAGAAAAAAAAAAUUUUAAUUUUUCUAAAAAAUGUUGAAAUAAACUGUAAUUAUUUUGUUUUAAAAAGUGCCAGCAGAAAUUUUUAUGAUUAAUGGGGAACUGAUUAAUAAUGAAAAAUUAAGUGAUUUCAACGUCAUGUGAUUUUUGACAAUCGUAAUCCAGCAGGUCUGGAUAAUAUCAUCUCAGGAAACCAAAUCUUCAGUCCAAAAGAUAAUCUGGUCAUUGGAAUUUUUCUUUUUUUCUUGUCUUUAGAGAGUUUUCAAAUUGUUUUGUUUUUGUGUGUUUAUAUUUGUUCAUUUUAAUUUGUAUUUUUUUUUAAUAUAAAGCACAUAUGUUGCUUUUGAAGAAGCAUCUUAUAAAUUCAUAUUUUAUUAGUCACCAAAUUUAAUUUUUUCUGUUUGUAAUUUAAUGCUGAUAGAUUAUUUGUUUUUUUAUAUUUAAUAAAAACAAUUAAAACAUUCAUCCUAGUCUCACCAAAUUAGACGGUAUAUUUUAUAAGU